GAAUCAGUAAAACUUGAGAGAUAAACGAAAUGGUUUUUAAGGCGUUAUCGAACUUUAAUUUGCAUUCAAUUCAACAGAAUUAGAUGCGAGUGUGUGUUUAUUUUUGAACAAGAAUUAGGACUACACGAGAAGGAAUGUUUUGUCCAAACUCUACGGCGGCGGUCGACCAGGUAGAAGAAAGCAAUGUGCUAGUGACUUCUGUAGUCAGCUGCAUCCUUUCCAUUAUCGGCGCCGUCAUAAUAUUGCUGACCUACUAUUGCAUGGAGUCCAUCCGCAAUACUACAAGGAAGCUGGUCACUGUGCUGAGUGUGGCAGAUUUCAUAACUUCAGCUGGUUUUCUCUCGGCGACUGUUGCCCAACAAUACACUUCAGUAAAUAAACCUUUCUUCGACACCAUAUACUGCGAGCUGCAAAGCGCUGUUACCACAUAUUCAAGCAUGGUGUCAUUUUUCCUCACUGUUGCUAUUGCCGGAUAUUUGUUUUUCGCAAUCACUCGCAAUGCCGUUGUUGGAAAAGGAUUUUAUUUAGCUUCAAAUAUUGUGUCAUGGAUAUUUCCAGGCAUCAUUAUAGGAGUCGCUUUACAAUAUAAAAUGCUGGGUCGUGCGACUAGUGAUCCAAUUGGCACCGGUCCUGGUGCUGGGUACGUUGUUAUGACUGGGACGAAGCAGCCCAAAACCGUACACUGUUUUACAUGCUAUUUACUGGAAAAUUUUGGGAAAUCAGUUGUUACCUUCUGACAGCGACAUUUUACGUGCUCCUGAAACUUAAAUUGGUAAGUUUAAGUGCACCAAAGCAAACACCUAUUUUUCUAUUUUUGUAACUUAAGCAGGAUAAUUAUACAUUUCAUUCAAAUUUUGAAACAAAAUUCUCUGGAA
Molecule: messenger RNA, 875 nt
Organism: Dreissena polymorpha
Lineage: Eukaryota; Metazoa; Mollusca; Bivalvia; Myida; Dreissenidae
Exons: 4
Coding region: 135-737 (200 amino acids)
Biological process (GO): adenylate cyclase-activating G protein-coupled receptor signaling pathway
Cellular component (GO): plasma membrane
Molecular function (GO): G protein-coupled receptor activity
Source: RefSeq, a predicted model, not a curated record